AUGAAGUUUACUCUCACCACAUUCGUUGCAAUCAUUGGCGUUGCUUCCGCUAUCAGCGUCGAUGCCGGCCUUGUCAAGAGACAAUGCGUCUCCAAAGUAGGAGAUACCUGCGGUACUCGACCAUGCUGCAGCGGCCUGACCUGCCAACCAGUCGCAGGAAGCAGCCAGUCUACCUGCGUCAAAGAGAUCGCCAAGAGAGACGAGAACCAUCUCUCCGGGCGGUCCGAGAAGAAGUCCGCUCGGCUGCAAACGAGGAGAUACCCUGAAAUCCCUGCGGACGAGCCCCGGUGGGGCUAG
Messenger RNA from Colletotrichum truncatum, 297 nucleotides. RefSeq lists its product as uncharacterized. Lineage: Eukaryota; Fungi; Ascomycota; Sordariomycetes; Glomerellales; Glomerellaceae. The record is from RefSeq and is a predicted model, not a curated record.